CGGCUGGAGUUGGAGCACGGCUGGUCGACCGUCGAGGAGUGGGCGCCUGAUGGCAUCAAGGGCCCCCACGAGACCGCCUUCGGGGCAUUGAAGAAGAUCGCCGGCAUCGCCGCGUACAGCCGUCUCGACGUACCUGGGAUGAAGCAGCCAGUGAAGACAGCCAAUCGGUUGUGCGACCUCUUGAAGGAGAGCCCCGAGGCGUUGUUGAAGGUCUCUGGCGUGACAGUGUCUGCGGAAGACAACGUAGAGGGGCUGCAGUCGCUGUUCUCCCUCGCGCUGGGCACGGCGGCGCGCGUGCGCAGGGCCUUGGGCCACAGCGUUCUGGCCAGAGCCAAGGGUGCAGCAGAACAGUCUCUGAAGCGCGUGGACUCGGCGGCGUGGCAACGGAAGGAAUUGCAGGCCUUCUCGAAUAUCUCCAAGCUGCUGAGCGCGGAGCCGCCCGAGGACACCUGGAAGGAAGCGGACGUGUGGCUGUGCAGCGUCGCGGCCGUCGCCGACGCCAAGGAGCUUGCCGAGCAGGCCGGGGGCGAGCUGAACCUGGAGCUGCGGGAGAACGCGAGCGACGCCGUGCGCCAGCUCGGGGACAUGGCGCAGCCGGAGCGCGCCUCCCAGACGGUCAUCGCAAAGACUUUCGACGCUUCUCUGGAAGAUGUGGAGGCAGCAGUGGGGGCCAGCAAGGAGCUGCACGCGCAGGCCGUGCCAUGGCUGGAGAAAGUCGCGCAGGAGCGGGCUGAACGCUCCGUCAAGCGGUUCGACGCCGAGCCAGCCGUGCGCGCCGCGAAGGAGCUUCUUGAGAGGAGCCCCAUCCCCGAGACGCUGCAGGAAGCGGCCGAGUUCUUAAAGGUUGUCGGUGGCACCGUGGACAUGCCGGAGACCUUCGGCGGCAAGGGUGGGAAGAUGGUUGAUGCUGUCAACAAGGUGAUCGGUGGCUUCUCUCUCAUAAAGGAGGUGUACCGCGACCCCCAUCUUGAGUCGCAGGUGGACUCCAUGACGUCACAGUUGCGACAGCGGCUCUUCCUGGUCGCCUGGUGCGCGAACGUGACGUCGUCGAUUUGGGAGGCGAAAGGCCAGUCGAGGAUUCUGACCCAGCAGAGGCAGAAGGUCCGCGAUGCCAUGAAGAACCUCAUCAGCGUCGCAGAGGAGCUUGACAAGACGAAGGAGGAGUUUCCCGCGCUCGAGGGCCGCCUGAUCCCCGAGAUCCUUCUGAACGCGGGGAAGGCGAUCCUCGCCGGCCGCGCAGCGAGCGGGGAGAGCGAGGCGGAGGGCGCCAGCGGUGCAGCAGACAGCGCGCCUGGGAGCGGGGCCGGCGGCACUGACCAGAAAGGGUGCGCCCGGGCUGCGCCCGGGGCCGCCAAGAGGGCCAGGGUGGGCGACACG
Prorocentrum cordatum is the source of this 1377-nucleotide messenger RNA. The record is from the annotation of a GenBank genome assembly. Lineage: Eukaryota; Dinophyceae; Prorocentrales; Prorocentraceae.